CAACAUGGAAAAUAAGCCUAAAACAGUAAUGAUGAUGAUAAAGAGUUGACCAUUUCAGCAGAUGAAAUAAGUACAGUGGUAAUAAGUACAGUGCUUUUUACUAAUUACUUUAGGUGUCUACAUAGUUGUGAGCAGACAUAGACAUCCUGUUGAAUCUCCCACUUUUUGACCCAGUGGCACAGCUGGAGAGAGAAAACUGCACUAAUACUCAGCUGGUACUCAUUUUCAGCUUAGACUAGAUCAACAUGAAAUGCCUUGCUCAAGGAUGCAAUGCACUGCCCUGUCCAAGAACUAAACUCAUGACAUUAUGAUUGUGAGCCAAACAUAUGAACUCUUAGUGUCAGGAGGCGAAUGAAUUUGGUGUACAAAUAACCCAAUCUUCAAAAGUUCCUUUUUACUAAAGCAUUUUCAUUCUGUUGAAGAUUUCUUUAUUUGAUGAGAAGUUGAUUAUCUUUGUACUAAUAUUUCUAAGUUGUUGAGGAUAUUUGAAGGAUUUUAGAAGCUCAGUUUGAGUACUUCAGUAUGUUUGUUAAAAGGUUUUUUAAGUUUUCAUAUCUAAAUUGAGUCUGAUGUUUCAAGAAGUUAACCAUCUUACAGUUGGUACUUACAGUUAUUUUGAGUCCUAGCUGGUCAAAGGUACUUAUCAGUUCUUCCUUAAAACCAUCUAGCUGCUUCUAGACAUGUUGUGUAUCCCUAUGUUGUAGUUACUAAAUUUACCCUUUAAAUUUAAUAACUGCUAUGUUUAUUUAGAUCAGCUGUUAAUAGUGCACACUAUAGUUUGGCAGUUUUGUUGAUUUCAAUGUAUGGAGAUCAGUGGAUUAAGAAUAUCUUAAUUGCAAAACAAAUAGGUGUUGGUCAUAGGAAGGGUAUCCAGCCACAGGAAACUACCUCAAUAAAUUUUGUCUACUCCUUGCCAGCAUGGAAAAAAUGAACGUAACAAUGAUAAUGAUGAGUAUCUUUCUUUUCAUCUUUUGGGGAAUUCUUCUCGUACAUUAAUGAAAUAUUGAGACUAAAGAUGGCAUCUGUCCUGAGAUUUUGGAAGUUUACUUAGUGGAUAAAUGGAAUGUACCAAUAAUGAUGGCCUCUGUUUAUAAUCAGCUGAAUAAACCAUCAGAUGAUAAUUUGUGUGACUCAUUUACUGAAGAUUUCAUUUAAAAUUAAGACUCACCAUAUUUAAUCAAGCAAUUUGAUUUUGUCAGUGUUUUGUAGUUCCUAUUGUGGUAUAAACAUGGAGAAGAUAUAUCCUUGUCAAAUUUGUGGCAAAAUAUUUCCUAGAUAUAUUGAAUCAUCUGAAGAAAACUUCUCAGAUAUUAAAGAAGAAAUAAAGCUAUUUUGUGAUAACUGUUGGGAUUCAAAUUCCCACAACAACAAUUCAUUGAAACACUCAGAAACAGCUAACGAAAAUGAAAUUAAUCAUAAUACAUAUUCUUGUAAAGUUCUUGAUACCAAACUCUUAAAUGGUAAACAAUCUAACAUAGAUAAUGUAUAUAAAUGUGAAGUUUGUAACAAAUUCUUUGUUCAAAGUAGUCAUUUAAUUAAACAUAAAGAGACACACUCAAAAGAAAGACCUUAUGGUUGUGAAAUUUGCGGUCAACAUUUCACUCAAAAAAGUAUCCUGUUUCAACAUAAACGGACACAUACUGGAGAAAAACCAUAUCAUUGUAAAAUUUGUGGAAAUAAAUACUCUUCCAAAAACUAUCUGAAUGUCCAUCAACGGAUACACACUGGGGAAAAGCCAUUUCACUGUGAAAUUUGUGGUAGAAAAUUCCCCACAAAUAGUUCUUUAUCCACUCAUAUUCGAAUUCACACUGGGGAGAAACCUUACCGCUGUGAAAUAUGCGGGAAAGUAUUUUCUAGAAGCACUAUCUUGGUUCAACACAAAGUAAUUCACACAUUGGAAAGGCGAUAUCACUGUGAAAUUUGCGGUAGGAAUUUCUCUCGAAAUAGUGAUUUGUAUUACCACAAGCGGAAACAUACAGGGGAAAAACCGUUUAAUUGUGAAAUCUGUGGGAAACUGUUUGUUCAAAAAAAGGAGUUAACUUCCCACAAACGUACACACACUGGAGAAAGACCGUACAAAUGUGGAAUCUGUGGUAAAACAUUCUCUCAGAGCAGCCAUCUAUCUGGUCAUAAACGAGUUCAUACUGGUGAAAAGCCUUUUACUUGUCAAAUAUGUGGUAGAUCAUUCUCACGAAAUAGUCAUUUAUCUAUACACAAGCAAUUACACACAGGAGAAAAACCUCAUCGUUGUGACAUUUGUGGUAAAUCAUUUUCUAUAAAGAGUUAUCUGUCUUUUCAUAAACAGAUUCAUACUGGAGAAAAGCCAUUCCGCUGUGAGACCUGUGGUAAAACUUUCGCACGAAAUAACCAUUUGUUAAGUCAUAAAUGGGUACACUCGGAAAAGAAACCUUAUGGUUGUGAUACUUGUGGUAAAGCAUUCCAGGUAAAGAGUUCUUUACGUAACCACAAGAGGAUUCAUACUGGGGAAAAACCAUACCAUUGUGAGAUUUGUGGUGAGGCCUUUACCCAGAGUAAUAUUUUAGCUAGUCAUAGACGAACACACACAGGGGAGAAACCCUAUCACUGUGAAAUCUGCGGUAAAAUGUUUUCCCAGACCAGUAUGUUAUCUACCCACAGACGAAUUCAUACAGGAGAGAAACCUUACAGCUGUGAUAUUUGUGGUAGAACAUUCUCUGUAAAAAGUACUUUAUUAAGUCACAAGCGAAUCCAUACUGGGGAGAGGCCAUACCGUUGUAAUAUUUGUGGUAAACAAUUUGCCCAAAAUAGUCAUUUAACCAGUCAUAAAUGGACACAUGCUGAAAAAAAGCCUUUUAGUUGUGAUAUUUGUGGCAAAUCAUUUCUACGGAAUGGUGAUUUACCUAGGCAUAGGCGUAUUCAUACAGGAGAGAAACCGUUCAGCUGUGAAAUUUGUGGCAAAUCAUUCACCCGUAACAGCCAUUUAUCAAGCCAUAAGAAAGUACACGUUAAAAAUUUGUUUUAGAGUGACAAAGUAGUGUUUCUUUUUAUAUCAAAGCCUUAUUCUGCCAAGCACAAUUGUUGAGGAAUUUACUAUUUGUAUAUCAUUUAAUAUCAAAGAUCUUUCAAACGUAGUGCCUUACUACAAUUUCAGUGAUUAUCAAACUAAAAGUUUGUGAUUGAACAGCCCUGGCCUAUUCUGAUUUAGCAGAGGUAUGUCAUAAAGGUAGUUGGUUGAACAUCUUCAUGUGACCUAUAAAUCUUAUACUCCAGACAUCCAUGGUUUUGUUUUGUAUAGAACUGUGCACAUUCAGCAUGUUCAUCUCUGUGGUCAGUAUUGAAUCUUCUAAAAUCUGACAAGCAUUCCAGCCAUGGUCAUCUCAUAUUAAGACACUGUUACCAUUGGUAUCAUCAACUACUACAUGUAUUAAUGUGAGACCAGAUGAUGUAAAUUAUACCCAUAAAAAAAAUACAACGAUCAAUUUGGUCAUUGAGUUUCUUGUUUUGUGAUAAAAUUUUCUAAAUUUCUUAUAAAUUAAAAUUUUGUGAUAAAAUUGUUUUUUUAUAAAUAAA
Octopus sinensis (East Asian common octopus) is the source of this 3549-nucleotide messenger RNA. RefSeq names its product zinc finger protein 658B-like. Gene Ontology annotation, cellular component: nucleus. The record is from RefSeq and is a predicted model, not a curated record. Gene Ontology annotation, molecular function: DNA-binding transcription factor activity, RNA polymerase II-specific; RNA polymerase II transcription regulatory region sequence-specific DNA binding. Bases 1229 to 3001 code for a protein of 590 amino acids. NCBI's taxonomy places the organism in Eukaryota, Metazoa, Mollusca, Cephalopoda, Octopoda, Octopodidae. The transcript has 2 exons. Gene Ontology annotation, biological process: regulation of transcription by RNA polymerase II.